Molecule: messenger RNA, 3386 nt
Organism: Siniperca chuatsi (mandarin fish)
Lineage: Eukaryota; Metazoa; Chordata; Actinopteri; Centrarchiformes; Sinipercidae
Gene: stx10
Product: syntaxin-10
Exons: 9
Coding region: 422-862 (146 amino acids)
Biological process (GO): Golgi vesicle transport
Cellular component (GO): membrane
Source: RefSeq, a predicted model, not a curated record
UCAGCGUUACCUCAAGCUAAUUCGCGCAACUACGUGUUCAAAGCUUAAUUCGACAGCGAGUUGGUGUUUUCCUUAAAGACAAAGUUACAUUAGCGAAGUUAGCUCAACGGCUAGCUGUAGCUAACUAGCAUCAGCGCUACCAGCUGCGCCGAGGGAGGUGCAGAAGGCCCUCUCUCGUGCUCGGGGCCUGUUUGAUAGAUGGGAGGAACUGUUGCAGGACGGGACACAGGUAAGUCGUGAUGAGCUGGACUGGAGUACCAAUGAACUGAGGAACUGUCUGAGAGCCAUAGACUGGGAUCUGGAGGACCUCAGUGAAACUAUCAAUAUUGUGGAGUCAAACCCAGGGAAGUUCAAACUGGGUGACGAUGAACUUAAAGAGAGGAGAGACUUUGUGGAGCGAACCAGGAAAUCUGUCCAGGAGAUGAAGGAUCAGUUGUCCAGCCCUUCUGCUGUGGCUCAGGCAGAGAAGAAGAACAGACAGGCUCUGCUGACUUCAUCAGGCCAGGACAGGUCAACGGGACUGGAGGCUCAUAUGGUGUCUGCAAACUCCAGAUACAUCCAGGAGCAACAGGAGCAACAACAGCUGAUCAUGCAGGAGCAGGAUGAGCAGCUGGAGUUGGUGUCAGGCAGCAUCAGAGUCCUCAAAGACAUGUCGGGACGCAUCGGGGACGAGCUUGACGAGCAGGCUGUGAUGUUGGGGGAUUUUGGAGACGAGAUGGACCAGACAUCGUCCCGUAUGGAUUCUGUCCUAAAGAAGCUGGAAAAGGUGUCUCACAUGACCAGCAGUCGGAGACAGUGGUGUGCUAUCGGCGUGCUGGUCACCAUCAUGAUCGUGGUCCUCAUCCUUUUCUUCGCUCUCUGAUGCCGGUGACCUCCUGACUAUGUUCGCCGACUCCCCCCUGUCAAGGCAGAUGGAUAGACAGAUACAGGAAGAGGGAUGGGAGAGGAAGGAGGAGAGAAACGUCCCCCUUUCUUCACACUAAGGAGAAAGUGAUGACCCGCAGAGAGAAGUUAGGAUAUAAUCCUCCUCCUCUCUGCUUUUAAUGAUUCUAAUGGGAAAAACUCCAUUGGUAUUAUGGAUUUCAUAUUGGUGCAUUUCGGUUGUUGGAAAUAAUGGUACUCAUUGGGAGGGUCAGGACAGGAGGCUGGUGAAACCUCAAUCUUGGUAGAGCUACCAGCCAAAAGGUAGUUUUUGGACACUGCUAAAUAUGGAUUUGUUAACUGCUAAAUCAAGAAAAAUGCAGUUAUUUGUGUUUUAAGCCGACAGGAGCAGCGUGGGUGGGUGGAGACGGGGUUUUUCAGUGUUGCCUUAAAUAUAUUUUUAUAUUGUGAAAUGUGCAAUAUGUUUAUGUGCCUACAUGUGAAUCAGGGUGGGAAAUGAACACCAAGCACUAGUCAUCAGUUAAAUCAGGAGAGUUAUAGUUGGCCAAGGGUCUGCAUGUUUUCUGUCCAGUCCAAUAACAGCAGCUGAUUUCACUGAUUAACACGUCAGCCAGGAAGCUAGUCACCUCUGAAAUCAGCUGCUGUGGUGUUUCUGGUCAAAACAAAAACAUGGUAGUAGGCAUGACAUGAGGCUGCCCGUCCCUGAUAUUAGAUGCUGGCUUAGCUCUGCCUCCACUUUGUCAGAAAUGUACAGAUUCCUGGGGCUCUGGCCAGCAGACAAACGGUUCAGUUCCUGCCCUGAUUGUGAUCCGUCUCUGUGGGGUGAAGUCAGGUCUGCAGCCAGCCGCCUUCGAGCCGCUGCAGGCAGUUAAGCGCACGAUUGGCUGAGGCUUUGUUACCCUCACUGGGUGAUGAGAGACAACCUUGGCUCAGAGCAAAUGGGUUUGCUUGUUUUAUUGAAAAGCUUUAGCUAAUGAGAGGACGAACAGUUGCUGGGCAGGAUGUCUCCGCACGCAGCCCAGAUUUAGGCUUACAGCUCCCUCUGCUGGAGGUUGUAGGUCACGUUAUUUCUUUGUCAUGUCUGGUAACACUGCCCACACUAGGGUGUGUUGCAGUGCUGUAUAAAUAAACUGAUGCUUUAAAUGUGUGUGUGUAAAUAGACAUGAUUCCUGUACAAAGGCUCAAUUAUAUUUUUAAUCCUGUGCAAUCCAGAUUUCUUUUCACUCGUGGUUUUUGCUUUUGUCACCCAGUUGCAGAGGAAAUUCUGAAGUAAAGAGUUACAUUCUUUUUCAAAGAGUCGGAGGUCAGAUGCCCAGGAUUUAAGGGAGGGUUGUUUCACUGUGCUGCGUUUCCUCACUGCCAGAGCUCUUUUAAUCUUAUUCUCUCAGUAGUUCAUGUGUGCUUUUACAUAUGCAAGCCCUCAUUUCUUAAAUGCUUGAGUGGGGAAAAUUAGCUGGAAAAUGGCAGCAAGUAUAAAUGAGGCACUCAUGUGGUUUCCACUCCAGCCAUGAGUCACUGUAAGAACUAUGCAUCCAAGGUAGAGGCAUCUGGAAACACUGAUUUCUAAUAUACAUCUUAUUUCUUCUGUAAAGUUAAGGCUGUUAAGUGCUUUUCUGUUUGGAUUUUACCCCAUGAUACUGUAACAUCACAUCUGUAUGGGAGAGUAUUAUAGUGAGCGCAGUCUUGUUUUGGCUUGUUUUCAGAUCUGGGUCUAAAGAGACUAAUGUGAGGAUUUCUAGUAUUUGUUUUAUCCAAAAUGGAACUGUACAUACGCUGAUUUUAUUGCAUCAAGGCAGUGAAAAACUGACAAAACUUACAUCUGAUUACACAAAUUACGCUAGUGAGUGAAAACGUAUUGAUGAUUUGCUAAAUAGCAGUCUGUCACUUUUGGGUAAAUCUUUCAAAACAUCUUACGACUCAUCUUCACCUGCCAUCCUCUCGACUUGCUUCUUUAAAAAGAAAAGCUUUAAAAACAUGUUUGUCAGUUGUUGACAUUUUGUAAAAUUAAGCAAACCUUGUUGGUUUUAAAAAGGUGGACUUGGGGAACUGACCUCUGACCGGUUAAAAACUGCUGAUUAACUACAGGAGAUGUUUAGUUUAAAGUGCCAAUGAUCAGAGUUUCAUUUAUUCUUUUUAUCUGACCAGUCAUCAACCAUAAGGAGUAGCUUUUGGCUGGAAGUUUUCCUCUUGAAUGUAAAGAGGUGAAUUUUGGGAGGAUCUGAAUGUGCAAAUAUUUUGCAAUUGUGCCCUUCAAUGCCAAACAGCAUGUGUCUGCAGUUUUACUGCCUCUACUAAAAAAAAAAAAAUUUUAAUUCACUGCUCUGCUAUUAGAUUUUUUAAGUAUUUACUUUCACACACAUGAAUAAAUGUCACGUGGCCGCUGCUUUGACAAAACCAUUACAUCUGCAUAAAAUGAAUUGAAUGAUUGUUUUCUUACUGGCACCCGGAGGUUUCUGAAAUUGUUCAGUGGGAUUUUAAGUUUCAUUAAACUUGUUCAACAUGAA